Messenger RNA from Bufo bufo (common toad), 5380 nucleotides. It is a transcript of the gene RIPOR2, whose product is annotated as RHO family interacting cell polarization regulator 2. Lineage: Eukaryota; Metazoa; Chordata; Amphibia; Anura; Bufonidae. The coding region runs from base 206 to 3604 and encodes 1132 amino acids. The transcript is spliced from 22 exons. The record is from RefSeq and is a predicted model, not a curated record.
CGCAUCACUUCUCUGGUGCAGGAGAGAGCAUCCUACACAGCGCUGGCACAGCUCCUCACCCUCUGUUUCCAUGCCAACUUACAACUUCCUGUCAGCGGUGCCCAUAUUGCUCCAUCCCAUUGGAAAGAGCCACCUGCCCUGUCACAACUACAUGUGAGGGGAGGCAGGCUCCUCGGUCAGGAAGCAUUGCUGUGAGGGAGUAAAGAUGUCUACAGAGGAGGAGAACACCUACCAGGGAGACAUGGAGGAGACCGACGAUGUUCUGGCUGAAGAGUUAUCUUUUGGAAGUCCUGAUAUCAUGUCUGUGGGCGCUCAGACAUUUCCUCCAGGAGGACCUAAUGGCAUUCUUCGAAGUCAGUCAUUUGCCGGUUUUAGUGGCAUUCCAGAAAGGAGAUCUAGCAGAUGUAGUUCUUUUCUUGGAAACGCUUCCGUUCCUAAAAAGCCGCAAGCAAAGCAAAAGAAAAUGCACAAUCUGGGCCACAAAAACAGCUCUUCCAAAGAACCUCAGCCAGAGAGAGUAGAAGAAAUAUAUAGCGCCUUAAAAAAUGGUCUUGAUGAGUAUCUGGACGUUCAUCAAACUGAGCUAGACAAGCUGACUGCCCAACUAAAGGACAUGAAGAGAAAUUCAAGACUGGGGGUCUUAUAUGAUCUGGAUAAGCAAAUCAAGACCAUUGAACGAUAUAUAAGACGACUGGAAUUUCACAUGAGUAAGGUUGAUGAACUGUAUGAAGCAUAUUGUAUCCAGAGGCGCCUACGUGAGGGGGCAUGUAAGAUGAAGCAGGCGUUUGCUGCUUCACCUUCAAGCAAGGCGGCUCGGGAGAGUUUGUCUGAAAUAAACAAGAGUUACAAAGAGUACACUGAGAAUAUGUGCACAGUUGAGUCCGAAAUGGAACAUUUAUUGGGUGAAUUCUACAUCAAAAUGAAAGGCCUGGCUGGAUUUGCACGUCUGUGUCCUGGAGACCAGUAUGAGAUAUUCAUGAGAUAUGGAAGGCAAAGGUGGAAACUGAAAGGAAAAAUAGAGGUUAAUGGCAAGCAGAGUUGGGAUGGUGAUGAGAUGUUUUUCGUCCCUCUGAUUAACAACUUAAUAUCGAUUAAGGUAACGGAGCUUAAGGGGAUUGCAGCCCACAUCCUAGUUGGGAGUGUCACCUGUGAAACAAAGGACCUCUUUGCUGCACAUCCUCAGGCUGUUGCUGUCGACAUAAAUGACCUUGGUACUAUCAAACUUAACCUUGAAGUAACUUGGUGCCCCUUCGAUACAGAGGAUCUGACGCCAUCUACAGGCAAUAUAAAUAAAGCUGCCGCUCUCCAAAGAAGAGUCUCCAUAUAUAGCCAGGGCACCCCUGAGACACCCACAUUUAAAGACCACUCCUUCUUUUCAAAUCUGCAAGAUGAUGUUUUCGAUAGCAGCGUGGAAAUCAUUGAGAAGAGAGCCCUCUCAUUAAGCUUUGACCACUUGCCGAAUGGUGACUGUACACCACAAAGAUCAACUCCCUCGUCUUCUCUGGGCUGCUCAAAUCCCGAAAUCACCGUCACUCCACCAGAGCAUAACCUCAGUGACUUGUCAUCAGAGGAACCGGUGAAAGACAGUAUGAGUGCCAGUUCUUCUGCAGAUGCAGUUGGUCAGUCACAGGACUCUCAGUCCAUUGCAGAGCGUGCUAAUGAAACUGAGGAAACCUUUGUAGGAGAUAAGUCAGACCUUGGUGCUUGCCAAAGCCAUCUGCCCACUGUGGAUAGUAACAUCUACAUAACUUCAAAUGUCUCAGUGUCAAUUUUGCAAGACUCAGAGGAAGUCUCUGAGCUGAAGCCUGUGGAGCUAGACAAUUGUGAAGGAAAUAUUACCAAGCAGCUGGUAAAAAGGCUGACAUCAGCAGAAAUAUCUUCUGCUCCAGAGAGACUCCAGUCUGAUUAUUCCACAUAUAGUGAAGCUGAAGCUUCUAGGUCCUACUUGGAUGGAACUUUAGAGGAAUCUUUGCAAGGACUACUCCUUACUCUCGAGCCUUGUAAAGACCAGUAUCCAGAGUACCAAGAAUUGUACCAGGAAAUAAACCACCUUGAAGAUGUCCUAAAAUGCAAGCCAUCUGUAAACCGAAGCAGGUCUUCCAGUAUAAGUCUAACUGUUGAGAGUGCUUUAGAGAGCUUUGAUUUCCUGAACACCUCUGACUUUGAUGAUGAUGAUGAUGUUGAGGAGGAUGGUGGUGGUAUGGUUUGUAACGGUGGAGGUGCAGACUCCGUGUUUGCAGACGCGGUUGUGGAAAAGACAAGUUACAGAUCGGACCACCCAGAAGCCAGGGGACACCUGAGCGAGGCACUAACUGAAGACACAGGUGUUGGCACCAGUAUUGCAAGCAGUCCCCUGCCCCUCACUACAGGAAAUGAGAGCCUGGACAUCACGCUGGUCAGGCAUCUACAGUACUGCUCCGAACUUAUUAAGCAAAUUAUUACUUCGAGUCAAGUGCUGUUUGUCUUGAGAGAUCUGAAGAAGAAACUUACUAGACAAAGUCAAGUGAUCAAGCAAUUGGCAGAGAUCAGCAAAGACAACAUAGGGAACACAAAUUCAGUUGUAGAAGUUAUCUCUGGAUUUCACGACAUGCCGUCACUUCUAUCCUUCUGGACCAAAUGCACCACACAUGCUCAAAUGUACCACAUAAAUGGCGACAAAAUGGUAAAACAGCUGCAUGAAAUAUUUAGCCAGAUGGUGAAUUCUGAAAGUCCAGGACUUGCUGAUACAGUAUACAGAACGCUGGUCACUCACAUUCUUGACAAAACAGAGGACAUGUUAUCAUCUAAUCUGUCUGCAGAAACCAUAACCGUUUUUCAGUAUUACGAUUUUUUCAGUAGCCAUAAUAUUACAGACCUUAAAAGCUAUUUGAUGCACCUUGUUAAGGAAGCUUCAGCGGAGCCAGUUCCUCAGACCUCAGUGGAUCCUGGUGAAAGGGCAGGUCUGGAAACAAGCACGCUGCCUCAUUCCUCGGAAAUUCUCACUUCAUUAAAUCUGCUGCUGUCUGGAAAUGACAGUGAUGUCAGUCACGCACUCCACUUGUUCGCCUCUGCUGCAUCAAAAUCAAUGGAGUCCAGAGAAAAGGUCCUGGAGUACUGUUGUGAGGCACUGACUCAACCAGAAGUUCACCUCCAGAAAGCUGCAUGCUUGGCUCUUAGAUGCCUUCAGGCUACCGAAAGCAUUAAUAUUCUUGUCACCGUCUGUCAGUCAGAUAAUAAGGAGCUUAGUAAAGUGGCAUCGGAGACAUUGCUAUCCCUAGGGGAAGCUGGAAGGCAUGCAUAUGAAAUCCUUCAAAAAGCAACUUCUGAAGAAGGUGGAAGGCAAGCACAUGAAUGUCUUCAGAAAGCCACUCUAGAAGCAGAUGAUGGAAGGCAGGUAUGUGAAUGUCUUCAGAAAACCACUCCAGAAGCAGAAGAUCGAAAUCAGACAUUUGAAUAUCUUGAGAAAGCCUCUGCAGAAGGAGAAGAUGGAAGGCAAGUACAGGAGAAAGUUGCUUCUGAAAGAGAAGAUGGAUGGCAGGUACAGGAGAAAUCUGCUUCUGAAGGAGAAGAUGGAAGACGGGCAUUUGAAUGCCUUGAUAAAGUGUCUCCCGAGACAACACUAUGAAUGUCUAGGGGAAGCCACUCCAGAAAUAGCUACUACAGAAGAGCACAGAGUCCCAGCUACUGCCACUGCUUUUUAAUGUCCUGUAGGAUUCACUUGAACAUUGGAAUGGAUGUCUGAGUUCAGAAGUUGGUGCUGUGCCUAGCAGAAAAUAUAUUGAUAAUGAACGCAUUAAUAUAUAUGGGCCAAUGUAAAUUUGAUAUCAGUCUUUUCAUGUCUUGUUGAGAUUGACUUCAUUACCCAUAAUCCUUUGGUGCAGGGUUGGCAGGAGAUACUACUGUAUAACCCAACAUCAGUGUAGUCAUAUCUACAUUUAUAGUUUUUUUUUAAAUCUUUUCAUUCAGUCCAUACUAUGAUCUGAUAUAAAAGUCAAAAUUACUGAAAUAAUUCCCCUGCAUGUGGUUAAAUCUGCGUUUUUUUCUUUGGGAAGCAGCACUACGUCAGCCCACAGGCUAAAUCUGGAUUUACAGUUCAGUCCGAUUCGCUUGGAUGUGGAGAACCUCUUUAAACAAACAAAUGGGUCUCACAACCAGGAACCAGGAUCAGUUAUUGUAAUUUAUUACCAGGUUUUACUAGUUUUACUUUGAUUCUUAUAUUACAGUAGAUUUGUUUUUAAAACUAUACCUACAUUUACGCAUGUAAGUGUCGUUUUUUUUUCCGCCUCCCUACACGUGACGCCAAUGUCCUAAGUCAUGUUAUCAGUUUACUUUUCAUGCAGACAACAAUGGGCCAGACAGAAUUACAAAGAUUAUGGUGAGAUUUGAUCAUUUAAUUUAAAUUAUAAACCACUAUAAAAGCAACAGAUUUGGGCACACCUCCAGCACCUAAAACCAUACCUGAACAAUAGGCUGUAGGGCCAGCCAAAAUCAUGGCUUUGACCCUAGAAAGGCAUAAGAACUCAUGCAACCUCCCUUCAAGAUGGCUUGAUAUCUACAGGUUGAUAGGCAUCCAGUUAUAAUGCGGUAUAACUAAAGGAAGGUGAUAGCACUAGUAAUCUAGUGGUAUGACAGCUUCUGCUGUCUAGGACAGUAGGAACAACCUGGCUCUGUUUUUAGCAAUCUUGUGAAAUUUGUAAACUGUAUAUAGCGAUUAAGUGAUGCUUUUUGUUUGCAGUUUUGCAAUAGUUUUGUAAGGAGGUACUUUUGUAAAUAUGUUUUCUUGCAAGAAGGAUGGGCCCGUUUUUAUCAGAUUACAAAUAGAUAUUUUAUAUGCUGUCCUGAACACACAUAUUUUUAUCUUACAGUGAACUAUUCUAUGUAUAUAUAAGUUCAGUGAAACCAUUAGCCAUUAUGACCAGAGGAAGUGCUAAACUUGGUGCUUGGAUACUCUUUAAUAAAUGUGUGAUAGUGAUAGGUUCUCCUUAUGUAUGGACAUCAGUAUGGCUAAUUUCAUACUCGUGGCAGGCUGUUGUGGAAGAGAACAAACUGCCAGUGUUCUCCAGAUCCAGCAUAGCCAGGUAUGCCACGUGCACAAUGGAUUCCAUUGACUAUAAAUGCCGGGAUUCGGCCAGUCAAUAAAUCACUGCAUGCAACCUUUUUAUCCAGCCAAAUCCCAACAUUUAUGCUGGGGAGCGGCCGAUUUCCAGGUCCAGCAGGCACCCAGCACUAUCUAGCUUUGGAUCCAGAGAACACCGGAAAGCUCUUCUCUGCCGGAUAGCUUUGCUGUAACUGUGAUGUUAGCCUAUGAUAGAUUUAUACUAGUGGGUGCAAUUCCAUCCACUAAAGAUCUCAAUUAAUUCCUCCUGCUAAUGACUAGCUGAGAAGGAUCCUGUGUGGCACC